Messenger RNA from Myripristis murdjan (pinecone soldierfish), 405 nucleotides. Its product is annotated as hemoglobin cathodic subunit beta-like. The coding region runs from base 1 to 405 and encodes 134 amino acids. Gene Ontology annotation, biological process: hydrogen peroxide catabolic process; oxygen transport. Lineage: Eukaryota; Metazoa; Chordata; Actinopteri; Holocentriformes; Holocentridae. The transcript is spliced from 2 exons. The record is from RefSeq and is a predicted model, not a curated record. Gene Ontology annotation, cellular component: haptoglobin-hemoglobin complex; blood microparticle; hemoglobin complex. Gene Ontology annotation, molecular function: oxygen binding; heme binding; organic acid binding.
AUGUACUGGCAACCAUGUAAAAAUGAUUUUCCUUUCAUUGUCAGAGUCCUGAUCGUCUACCCCUGGACCCAGCGGCAUUUCGGCACUUUUGGAGAAUUUCCCAAUGACGAUACAAUAAUUGGUAAUGCCAAGGUGAUUGCCCAUGGCAAGGUGGUGUUGAGGAGUCUGGACAAAGCAGUGAAGAACAUGGACAACAUCAUGGGGGUUUACACCAGUCUGAGCCGGUAUCACUGUGAAGUACUCAGAGUGGAUCCCGAAAACUUCAGGCUGUUGGCUGACUGCAUCAUCGUCUCCAUUGGCAGCAAGAACAGCAGCGACCUUACUCCUCACGUGCAAGCGACCUGGCACAAGUUUCUGUCUGCUGUGGUGGAGGCUAUGGGCAGCCAGUACAGCAAUCGGGCCUGA